UCUCCUUCGCCUCUCGCGUUAACUGAACCAGUGGUUGGAUGCCCCCUCGUAUUGUCUCUGCUGUUACGGCUGCACUCUUCCUCCCAGCGCCGUCAUAUCUAGCCUUUCAUCUCGCUCCUCCCUCGGGCAGUGUCAGAACAGAGAAGAUGCCGGCAGCAGCACAGAUGACAACUUCCUCAACAUCAACUUCACCCUCCUCCUCCUCCGCUCCUCCCCUGAUCCCUCUCCUGCCCGAGACCAUCGGCGCAGCCGCCAAAAGGUCGAAGAAGAAUCCUAGGGUGCCCUCGGAGAUGCCCGCCCUAGAGCUGCACCCGACGGUGGGCGAGUACCCGGUGGACUACACCAUGCACGCCGAGAACCGCGCCAAGGUUAUCAACAGAUUGCGCGAAACAGACGGAGUUGCGCCGCGCGGGGUGUUGCUGCUCCGCGGCGGGCUUGCCGCGAACCGAGACGAGACGGACCACGAGCCGGUGUUCCGGCAGGAGUCGACCUUCCACUACCUGUUCGGGGUGAGGGAGCCCGACUGCCUCGCGACGAUCGACCUGGAGACGGGGAAGGCGACUCUCUUUAUCCCGAGGCUUCCUGCGGUUUACGCGACGUGGAUGGGCGAAAUCCUUCCCCCCAAGCACUUCCAGGACGUGUACAAAGUGGACCAGGUGCUUUUUGUGGACGAACUGGCCUCCACCAUCAAAAAGGGACAACCGCAAAAGGUGUAUCUCAACAAGGGCUACAACACGGACGGUAAGGCUUGGUCCGCUCCGGCGAGCGUAGACGGGCUGGACGGGCUGGAGACGGACUCCUCGACCACCUUGUACGAUGCCAUCGUGGAAUGCCGGGUGAUCAAGACCAAGAAGGAGAUCGACAUCAUGCAGCACAUCACCAACCUCAGCAGCGAGGCCCACUUCGAGGUCAUGCGGCGCACGAGGCCCGGCAUGCGCGAGUACCAGCUGGAGAGCAUGUUCCGGCACUGGGUCUACUACAACGGCGGAUGUCGCCACACCGCGUACACCAGCAUCUGCGGCUGCGGGCCGAACAGCGCGGUCCUCCACUACGGCCAUGCGGGGGCGCCUAACGACCGCACGAUCGGAGAAAACGACAUGCUUCUCCUAGACAUGGGCGGCGAGUACCACUGCUACGCCAGCGACAUCACGUGCUCGUUCCCCGCUAACGGAAAGUUCACGGCCGACCAGAAGAUGAUCUUCGAAGCCGUGCGAGACAUGGCCUUCGCGGUUAUGGACGCCAUGAAGCCUGGCGUGUCGUGGCCCUCGCUGCACGAGCUCUCCUACCGAGUCGCCUGCGAGCGGCUCAAGGACGCUGGCCUGCUGACCGGCUCCGUGGACGACAUGAUGGCGGCAAACGUCGGCGCCGUCUUCAUGCCCCACGGCCUCGGCCACCUGAUCGGCCUCGACACGCACGACGUGGGGGGGUACCCCGAGGGUGGGCGCGCGCGGGACCCCCGGCCGGGGCACUCGAGCCUCCGCUGCGGGAGGGACCUCGCCGACGGGAUGGCGAUCACGGUGGAGCCGGGGAUUUACUUCAUCGACCACCUGCUGGACAAGGCCCUAAAGGACCCCGAGGCAAGUGUGGCGCCGUUCCUGGUGAAAAGCGAGCUCGCGCGAUUCCGUGGCUUCGGGGGUGUGAGGUUGGAGGACGACGUGGUUGUUACUGCGGACGGUGUCAGGAAUCUCACCAAUUGCGCUCGGACCGUGGAAGACGUGGAGGCUGUCAUGGCCGGCAGGAUAACCAACCGCAACCAGCUCUUCAAGAAGUGCUACACGGACGCCUGAGCGGGAGGGGAAAGCGCGAGGACGUCGCUCACGUGCGAGGUCGAUUUUCGCGGGAGGACUGGGGAGUCUGGCCGGUGUGUGCGGCUUUUGGACGUUUCAUCCUUGUGUGGCAUGUGGUGCUUUCCGUAGUCCUCUCGGUUUUUGUGGCGAUUAACUCGAACGGCCGAAUGAGAGUGUCGACAGUGGUCAUAGGUGGCAGAACUCUUCACCUCGACGAGUUGAACAGGGAGCAUGCUUGCGUGGAGGGAAAAACGUGUACCGAAAAUCGCGUUGGAACCGUCCCGUCGAGAGCUUCCCGAACACGCAUCGUUUGGAUAGAAGUAGUCGUCCUUUUCAUCGUCAAAAAUAGCAUAGUAGUCCAGCUCUGCAAAUCGGUUCCGGACGCGUGACACCUUCAGUCGCCUACGGUACGUUUUCUGUGUGCAAUGAAGACACGCCAGAAUCCGGCACACAACAAACCGAGGGCGGCCACGACAUUCCCA
This is a messenger RNA of Ectocarpus sp. CCAP 1310/34, 2269 nucleotides long. The record is from the annotation of a GenBank genome assembly. Lineage: Eukaryota; Phaeophyceae; Ectocarpales; Ectocarpaceae.